CUGCAUCCCAACUCGAUGCCUCGGAUGCUGUGGGACCUCUGGAUGUUCUUCAUCACUUCCUUCGCGCUCGUCACCGACCCGCUGGGGCUGGGUCUGCUUCCUGACUCUGUUCCCUUCUUCGACGCCACUGACCGGCUGAUCACUGCGGUGUUCAUGAUGGAUAUCGUGCUCAACUUCCUGACCGGCUACAUCAACAAGAAGGAGCGAUGCGUCAUCAUGUCCUGGCAUGACGUGGCUGUGCGGUACUUGACGACGUGGCUGGGGGUUGAUAUCAUCUCCUCGCUGCCUCCUGAGGCGUUCACGAGCAACAAAGUGUCGGAGACGUCGAUGAUCAAGGCGAUGAGGAUAACCAAGAUCCUCACGUUCUUCAAGAUCUCCAGGCUGGCGAGGGUGGUGGAGGUGAUC
This is a messenger RNA of Guillardia theta CCMP2712, 405 nucleotides long. RefSeq lists its product as hypothetical. The annotation marks the transcript as partial. The transcript has a single exon. The record is from RefSeq and is a predicted model, not a curated record. NCBI's taxonomy places the organism in Eukaryota, Cryptophyceae, Pyrenomonadales, Geminigeraceae.